GGAGUUGCAGAGGACAAAGCCAUGUUUGCGAGCUCUGCUUCACCGACUUUCUCCUACCCAAGACGCGUUCUUCAAUUAUGGGACCGCACGUGGCUCGAUCGUCGGCAUGAUCUUGAAUGAGUAUUCCGGCAUCCUCAACCUUGCGAGGCAGAGUACUGCAGGCUGUUCGUCACCUCUUGAGAGGCUCUUCACUUCAACGCAUGCUUUCUUUUCGGACAGGGCUGCUCAAAAGUACUCUUCGCCCUCUAACACUAAUUAAACCAUGUCCUAGACUCCCAGUAUGCAACCAGAUACGCACUUACGCACUAUCACGUUUCGAGGAGAGGAGAGCAGGUGUCGGUCGUACGCGACCAAAGAUCACCCCUCGUUCGACACUCAGUGAGAAACAGGGAAUACCGGAAGAUGAUGCCUUUAAGUCUUCUGGAUUUGACAAAUCGUCGGAUGAAUCCAGCCCCCUGUGGGAAGCUAGCCAGCGUCCACCUGUGAAUAACCCUGAAGAGGGAUUGAGGACACUCCUCAUGCAGAAUGACCAGCUGAUCAUAACGAGGCAGAUUGAAAUGAUGAAUAUCUUCAUUGGAUUUGAACAGACGAAUAAAUAUGUCAUCUCAAACGAGAAAGAGGAAGUAUUAGGUUACAUUGCAGAGGAACCAAGAGGAAUACUCUCCGUGUUCUCUCGUCAACUCCUCCGAACACACCGACCAUUCCGUGCUGUUGUCCUGGAUAGGCAGGGCUCUCCUAUUCUCUGGCUACGACGACCGUUCGCCUGGAUAAACUCCCGUAUGUUCGUCCAGCGACUCCAAGAUUAUGAGAACUACACUUCAGAGGGUAACCCUGUCCUCGAUACGUUUGCUGAAGUGCAACAGCGCUGGCAUUUCUGGCGUAGAAAAUACGAUUUGUUCCUCCGGAAACAAGAAACUCACCGUGUCUUAUCCCUAGCUUCGGAUCCCCAACCCGAACCCGAGCUCAAUGAAGAAACCUUUUACCAAUUUGCCAGAAUAGACGAAGGUCUGUGGGCCUGGGAUUUCAGUCUCAAGGACGCAAGGGGUGUAGAGAUCGCUAGUGUGAACAGAACAUUCCGAGGGUUCGGAAGAGAACUUUUCACUGAUACAGGUCGUUACUUCGUACGAUUCACGCCUCAACCCACGUCCCAGUUGGACCCAAGUAUGCAUCCGUCUAUCGUACCAGAUCCGAAGUCAAUGGUUGUUCGGGACCUGACGUUGGACGAGCGUGCUCUCAUAUUAGCCACGGCAGUAAACAUCGACUUUGAUUACUUCUCCCGGCAUUCAGAAGGACACGGCAUAGGCCUCUGGCACUUUACGUCAUUCGGCUCGGAUGCAUAAAGUGGGCGAACGCAGGUUGAGAGUGAUAGAGUCGUCCACUUCAUAUUCGGGGUAUCAAUGUCAAUGGGUCGUAAUACAGAUAACGCCUCCUGAUCUAAUACAUAUGCAAGUAAAGCGAUAAGAAAGCAACACAAUGUGAAGUGCGCUAUGAAGUGUCCGGUAUAUACGUUGUAUGUUACAGUACCACGAUUCUAGUCUCCCGAUUACCAGAAGAGACAACGUUUCUCCGGUGGGGGAUUCAACUGAGGGAACAUAUAGAUGUCAACUUCCUGUAAUCCUCGUCAAGAGAACCACCUGUACGUACCUUGGCCUUGGCGGAACAUUUGAACGCCUUUGCAAACUCCGGGAUGUUGCGUACGGUUCCGUCGACACGGAAUCGAUUAGGCGAAUGAGGAUCUGAGCGUACUCUGGCAACCUGCAAAGGAGUCAUAAAGGACAUCGUCAAUACACCUGCAUAGUUCAGAUUAUAAAGAGGAAGACAUAUGUACAGCAGAUGCGGGUUUAAUGUUCUGUGCCCACUGGUUUCCAAAUGCGAUGAAAAACAGUUGUUCCC
This is a messenger RNA of Somion occarium, 1893 nucleotides long. The record is from the annotation of a GenBank genome assembly. NCBI's taxonomy places the organism in Eukaryota, Fungi, Basidiomycota, Agaricomycetes, Polyporales, Cerrenaceae.